Molecule: messenger RNA, 810 nt
Organism: Lasiodiplodia theobromae
Lineage: Eukaryota; Fungi; Ascomycota; Dothideomycetes; Botryosphaeriales; Botryosphaeriaceae
Product: Polyketide cyclase dehydrase
Exons: 1
Coding region: 1-810 (269 amino acids)
Biological process (GO): ubiquinone biosynthetic process; cellular respiration
Cellular component (GO): mitochondrion
Molecular function (GO): ubiquinone binding
Source: RefSeq, a predicted model, not a curated record
AUGAAGGCGCUCCGCAUCGCAGCGCCUGCGCGCGCCACCACUCUCUUCCGGGCCCCUCGCAGCGUGCAGCAGACCAGGUCAUUCUUCCCGAUCCCCUUUCCCGGGCUCGGCAGCUCUGCCUCCGCUGGCUCCGGCGCUUCGUCUACCCUCACGGCGACGCGCACGCUGCCCUACCCGAGCGCUGCCAUCUACAACAUCAUCGCCGACGUGUCGGCGUACCAGACCUUCCUUCCCUACUGCCAGCGCUCCGACGUGACCAAAUGGUCACGCCCGGACGCCGCCUCCGGCACGCGCUGGCCCGCCGAAGCCACGCUGGCCGUCGGCUGGGGCGGCAUCAGCGAGUCCUUCGCCUCCAAGAUCUACUGCGUGCCCGGCGAGAUCGUCGAGGCCGUGGGCGGCCGCUCGCGCACCCGCCUGCUGCCCGACCAGAUCGCCCACCACGACGUGCCCGCCGAGAACGAGGCCACGGACGGCCAGGGCGGCAUCCUCACCCACCUGCUCACCCGCUGGACCGUGACCCCUCUGCCCUACCACCCGCCGCGGGCCGCCGCCAAUCCCACCGAUCCGCCAAAGUCCGCGUCCGGCCAGGCUGCGAAGCAAACGCAGGUGUCGCUCGCCAUCGAGUUUGCCUUUGCCAAUCCCAUAUACAGCUCGAUGAUGACGACGGUGACGCCAAUGGUGGCUAACGUUAUGAUCGAAGCGUUUGAAAAGCGCGUCGAGAAGCUUUUGGAUGGCCCGGGCUUUGGGGGAACGAAACACAAGCUUCCGACUGAGGGUGUACUGAACUACAGCGGGCCAUUAAAGCGGUAG